Molecule: messenger RNA, 1804 nt
Organism: Panicum virgatum (switchgrass)
Lineage: Eukaryota; Viridiplantae; Streptophyta; Magnoliopsida; Poales; Poaceae
Product: BTB/POZ and MATH domain-containing protein 1-like
Exons: 3
Coding region: 193-1254 (353 amino acids)
Biological process (GO): protein ubiquitination
Molecular function (GO): protein binding
Source: RefSeq, a predicted model, not a curated record
CUGCCAAUGUGCAGCCCAACCCAUUUUGGCCGCCACUUCAUUCCUGGUGAGAAACAACGCCUUCUAGCCUAGGUCUCCUCGUCGUCUUCUCCGUCUCCGCCGCCGCCGCCGCCGCCGAGGCGGCCUCCGUCUUCUCAAGAGAAUCAAGUUGAGUAAAGCAGCGGACGUGCUCGCCGUCGACGCGUACCGGACAUGGCGGCCUCAAGGACGGCGUCGAUGUGCGCCCCGGAGAAGGCGCAGGGCAUCCACACGUUCGACGUCUUCGGCUACAGCCUGCACAGGGGCAUGGGCGUCGGCCGUCGCGUCAGCUCCGGCGUGUUCUCCGUCGGCGGCCACGACUGGACCAUCCACUUCUACCCGGAUGGGUACAGCGAGAGAUGCAAAGAUUGCAUCUCUGUUCAUCUUUUUCUCCUGAGCAAGGGCGCGGUAAGGGCGUCCUGCGACCUGCGGCUGGUGGACCUGACUACCGGGGUGUCGUCGUCGGUGCACAAGACAGAGCCCAGGGUGUUCAACCCAAACGACAGCAGCAGGAUGGCUCCACAGGAGGGCAAUUUCAAGAGGAGGAGCGAGCUGGAGGCAUCUGGGUACCUCCGGGACGAUCACCUCAGGAUUGAAUGCGUCAUCACUGUCCUGAAAGAACCACUGCUGUCUCAAACCAAAUCAGCUCCAAGGAUUGAGGUGCCUCCAUCAGACAUCACAGCGCACCUUGGAAAGUUACUGGAGGCAGAGAAGGGAGCGGACGUGACACUGAGCGUGGGAGGAGAGACCUUCGCAGCACACAAGGCCAUCCUCGCGAUCCGGUCACCAGUAUUCAAGGCGGAGAUCUAUGGGCCGAUGAGUGAGACAGGGAUGCAGCUUAUUUGCAUCAAGGACAUGCAGCCUGCUGUCUUCAAAGCACUUUUGCAUUUCAUCUACACAGACGCACUGCCUUCCAUGAGUGAUCUUGAGGGAAAUGAACACGGUGAAAUGAUCCGGCACUUGCUUGUCGCUUCGGAUAGGUAUGCCAUGGAUAGGCUAAAGCUGAUAUGCCAGAGUAUACUUUGCGAAGGUCUUAAUGUGCAGAAUGUGGCAACCACACUGGCUUUAGCUGACCAGCAUCAUUGUGACUUGCUCAAGGAUGCCUGCAUUGAGUUUAUAUCCUCUGCAACAAUGGAUGGUAUAGUGGCAACUCAAGGGUUCAUGGAUCUCAAGAGAGACUGCCCUGCUGUCUUAGUGGAUGCAUUCAUCAAGAUGAGUAUCAUCCACAAAUCAUAGAUGAGGAGCUCACUGUUAGCUGUUAGUCCAUGGCAUGGCAACGACGCUGACAUGACAUGCUUAAUCAUGGUUACCUUGAAAUUAUGAGCUGUCCAAGUGUGAUGGAUGCUCUGGUGGCAACCCCAGGUUACAUCAAACUUUUUUUUAAAAAAAAACCUUGCCCAUCUGUUGUAUUUUAUAUACUUGAGCAGGCAAGUAGGUUUCGUGAAGCAUGAGCAGCUCCUCGAUCUGGAGCUGAAUUUGUCAGUAGAAUGAGUUUUUGUUUGCCAUGUUUUGCUGGAGCGGCUCUUCCUACUUAACUUGAACAUGUGGAUGAGCAACUCAAUGUUAGAUGGGUCUAAGUGUGUUUAGUUUAGUUUUUAAGUUAUUGGAAUAGCAUGCUAGUUAUUUAUAUGCUCGCAGUCUAAGCUACUAAAGGUUACUACUGUAGUACAGUCUGAGUUUUGUAAUCAAGAUGCAGAUUGUAUCUCUUGAUGACUGAAUGCAUGAAUUGUGUGCUUCUCAUAAGAAAUGAUGUUCCCUACAUAUAACAUUUACUUGUCUUCUACAA